CCAUCAACGAAAAUUAUAUAAACGCACGACCUCUUUAUCGUCUCGGACUUUACAACAACAUUUGUGAACAUCAAAACACUAUCUUUUACGGAUCGUUUCUAGAAACUUAUCAAUCAUUUGAAUUUCCGAAUACGUUUACAUCGAUCUUUUGUUAUUGUUGAAACUACAACGUAUUGAUACCCUUUCUUUUUCUGUAUACCAGUUAUACCAGCUAAUUAUUUAUCUGAUAUUUAUUUGGGAUUGUAAAGAUGCACCGUUCUUACUCUUUAAGAAAUAGUCGUGCCCCUACGGCUUCCCAGUUGAUGAAUCCUCCUCCACCUGUCUCUAGUGCCCGUAAUAGUCGAUCCUUUACUCCAUUCAGACAUUCCAUGCGAAUUCACCAAGCUGUUAACUUCUCCCCUGAUUUGGCUAAGCGUUUAGCCGUUCUGGUCAAAAUGGAGAAGAACGUCAUGGCUAGCAUGGUCCAAGUCACUCGUGGUCGUCGUGACGCUGCUCGCCAGUUGUCUUACUGGGGUGAAGAUUGUGACGAUGACAUUAGUGAUGUUACCGAUAAGUUGGGAGUGUUGUUUUAUGAAGUUGCCGAGUUGGAAAACUAUUUGAUUGAUCGUCACGACCAAUAUCGUGUUACCCUAAAGUCCAUUCGUAACAUCGAGGCCUCUGUCCAACCUUCUCGUGAAAAGAAGCAGAAGCUUUUGGAUCACAUUUACAUGCUUAAGCAUAAGGAUCCUGAAUCACCUAAAUUGGUUACAAUGGAGCAAGAGCUUGUUCGUGAGGAAGCCGCUUGUUUGGUAGCUGAAGCUCAACUUUCCAACACCACCCGUGAAAAGUUCAAGCAAGCCAUGACCUACAAUUUGGAUGCUCUCCAUGAGCAUGCCGAAAAGCUUGGCUUGAUUACUGCCUAUGGACGUCAUUUGUUGAACUUGAUCGAUGACGCUCCCGUUACUCCAGGUGAAGCUCGUCCUGCUUAUGAUGGCUAUGAGACUUCUCGCCAAAUUAUCAUGGAUGCUGAGCAUGCUCUUAGCACCUGGAUCCCGGCUCAUCCUUCAGUAAACUUUGCCAAGCCUCAAGAAGAAGAUGUUCAGAGUGACGCUCGUUCUUGGAAUGACUAUGAGGCCCAAGGUGAGCCUGUUCCUGUUCAACAAAUGACUCAAAUGAAUGAUUCUCAAUCCGAUACCAGCGAAAUGGCUGAGAAUGACCCUAAUAUGCAUCCUCACGUUCGUGAAGAACGCAUUGCUCGUAUGGAUGGUGUUGAAAACAACGCUGUCAAUGAUACCACAAGCUUACAACCCAAAGAGCAACAACCUGCUGUACAAGUUGCUUAAACAACAAAUGGAAGAAAAGUUUCGAACAAAGAAGCCACCAUGGUAAUUUUUUGAAACACUUACGCGUUGGGUUCAUUUGUUGUUUUUUUUUUUUUUUGAUUCCAAUGUAAACUGCUUAAAAUAAUUUUUCCGUAAUGGCAGGGAAAAGAAAUUCCUAAUAAGGGAUUGCUAAUUAUUAAUCAAGCAUACAAACGAUACAAUUAUUUUUACCGAUGGAAUAAUCUAAGAAGUUGGAUUGAGCAAAGCAAGUUAAUACUUAAUGAACUAGUGUGCCUAUUAUUUUUUUUUAAGAGCGUUUUGUGCGUUUCAAGGAAAGUUAGUCGCUAGAUGGAAUAUUUAGUUAGUUUGCUCAAUCCAUGAAUGUUUUUGACAAUGUGGAGUACUAGCUGAUUUUGAAAAUUUAAUUUACCCUUUGAAGUAUUUACAAUGAGAAGUAGAAUGAUAGUGGUUUAUUUAUGUUUUGGG
This is a messenger RNA of Schizosaccharomyces cryophilus OY26, 1787 nucleotides long. Its product is annotated as protein kinase inhibitor. Bases 249 to 1322 code for a protein of 357 amino acids. The transcript has a single exon. Gene Ontology annotation, molecular function: lipid binding. Gene Ontology annotation, biological process: endocytosis; eisosome assembly; negative regulation of protein kinase activity. Gene Ontology annotation, cellular component: eisosome filament; plasma membrane. Lineage: Eukaryota; Fungi; Ascomycota; Schizosaccharomycetes; Schizosaccharomycetales; Schizosaccharomycetaceae. The record is from RefSeq and is a predicted model, not a curated record.